Molecule: messenger RNA, 1032 nt
Organism: Marasmius oreades (fairy-ring Marasmius)
Lineage: Eukaryota; Fungi; Basidiomycota; Agaricomycetes; Agaricales; Marasmiaceae
Exons: 5
Coding region: 74-853 (259 amino acids)
Source: RefSeq, a predicted model, not a curated record
AAUGCAUCCCUUGAUGAGCGAGUUUCAGUCUAUACAAAGUCUAUAACUCUCGUCCACCACCUUCUACUUCACGAUGGCCAACGCACCCAAACUUUCCAACACCGGUCGCCUCGGCAAUAUUCCUCUCCCGCCUCCCACAACUCUCCAAAAUGACAAGAUCCCUCCUCAAGAUAAGGAGACCGCGGUCCAUUCUCUUAGCGCGUUCGACCGUUAUCUAACUCACACCAACCCUAACUUGCCGAAUCACGUUGAUGCCACGGGCGUGGUUUCAGCAGACACGUACAAGUCCCAAGUAAUACUCUAUAAUUACUUGCAAUCGUUCCAAGGAGACCAGCCACCCCCUUGGUACGCUGGUCUCGCAAAAGCAGACGCAAUCGCCGAGUUGCGCGAUAUGAUUAAGGCAUUAGUGGAGGGUUCUAAGAAAUCAGACGCUGCAUUCAGCUUAUUAGAGGGUCGUCUCAAAGGUGUGGAAGAUACGUUGGAACGGGUGGAAGACACCGUUAAACAGACGAAUCUCUCUCUAACCAGGAUGCAUAUCUCUAUGCUGAAAAGACAGAACUUUACUGUGGACCCAGCUGAACUGGUUCAAGUACCCUUCCCAGAUGGGACGGAUCCGUGGGGCAAGGAUGUCAAAGUGUCUGUUGAGAAGAUGCAUGGGACAGGGAGAUGGCAACGCACUGUCCAAGAAAUGGAGAUGGAGAACCUUCCUCCUCUCAACUCCAUCGCUGCUAUUGGGCAACUAUCCUCCAAGCAGCUUGCUGGUUAUGUGGAAGGGUACUAUAGUGGCUUGCACGGGGAUGCAUUGAACAAAGACAAGAAGCAACUUGUUCAGUGGGCUGUGGGACGUAAGUAAAUAGGUUUCUACCUUUUGUUUCGCUUUUCUUUCAUCGUUGUACAUGUGCAAAUACAAAUCUGUAUCUUUCUUAUCCAUUAUCACUUCUAGCAGUUCCAAUAGCAGUUGACAGUGUUUGGGGAUUUCCAUCUCGUAACUCUUACAGCAAGGAAACCUCUCGAAAUCCACGUCAAACCCAG